CAUCUGCGACCCAGGGGCUUAGCCCACAGGCAGCUGGGGCGCGUGGGCCGGCAGCAGGCAGCAGGACACUUGAAAAUUGUCUCUGGCCAGGGCUAGCUGUCUCCCCAGAGGACACACAGAGGAUAUCUUCCCUCCUGCCUUUGGACGAUUUAGACAUGGCUGGAGAGACCAGGCCGGGCCCCACCCAGCCAGGCCAGAAGAGGCAGCCGGGCACAGCCAUUUCCUGCAGUAACUAUGACCUGGACUACAAGCUGUACAGGGAAGAUGUCCCCUACAGUAGGGUGUAUGAAUACCAAGGAAUCCCUCCACUCCUCAACCGCAUGCCUGUCAAGAUCCGGAGGACCCACGUGGGCAUGGGGGUUAAGAGCAGCUUCAGUCCCCACAAGGGCCCCAGGAAGAGCCACCUGCCCCGAGAGCAAAUAAAGCUCCAGACCAAGGAGCUGCACUCUAUCAGGAGGGAGCUAAACCAGAUCAAAGCCCAGGUGGACCGUCUAUUGGAGAAUCUGGAGCGCAUGGACCAGCAGAGGGACCAGUUUCCAGGGUCAGACGCCAGUGAAGAAAACAGGGCCGCAGUGAGUAAGAGUUACUCAUGCAGAAUCACUGAAGCCAAGCAGGAGCCCAGGGGCCAGAGGGCCCAUCCAGAAGCAGACAGCCCAGAGGACAGCACACACCCAGAGGAGGCAGUGAAGAAUCAUGCAUCGGACCAGGAGGGCAGUCAGUAGAAGACUGGAAUUCCUCCCGGCUUCUUCCCAGACGGCUCCCUUCCUUGCCUCAUGGGGUUUUUGGAAGGCCUCCUGGUGGCACCUGUGCGACCAAAAGCACACAUUCUGGAAUGAGUACAAUGAAGCGGAGGUGUGGCUCACCACACCAGCUGGGAAGCCCCUCCGUAAUGGUUGCUUUUGCUUUUGGAGGCCAUGUUUCCAGAUAGUCCGGGGAGCUAAGAGGGAGGUCUAGCACAUGCUCACUAUCCUCAUGAGGGAGGCCGUCUGGCAAGGGGCGGAAGAACAGCGCCCCGCCCCCACCUUGGGAGCACAUCUGCCCCCUCUGACUGCAGGCAUUGCUUUGGCUGCUCUUCUCCCUGCCCCAGGCCCUGCCAGUUCUGUGUGGAGUGUCCCGCCCCCGCCGCCAGCCCAGCUUUCUCAGCUCCAGUGAUGCACAGGAAAUAAACUCAUGUUCUACGGACCCCUUCUGGUCUGAAACUGACCUUUAAGCUCCUUGGUGUGUGUCCCACAUGACCUCCUUUGGUUCCAGACUCCCCACCCAUCCACCCUCAUUCAGAAUAGAGUAUCAUUUUUAUGUCCUGUUUCUAUCUUGUCUCUCACUGGUGUGAUACUAUGUACUUCAGACCUGCUCUGGAAAUACUGUAAUGUCAAAGGAGAAAAAUAAAUUUGUAUUUCUUUUCCCUGG
Molecule: messenger RNA, 1407 nt
Organism: Suricata suricatta (meerkat)
Lineage: Eukaryota; Metazoa; Chordata; Mammalia; Carnivora; Herpestidae
Product: RNA-binding Raly-like protein
Exons: 7
Coding region: 156-722 (188 amino acids)
Source: RefSeq, a predicted model, not a curated record